AUGAGUCGCCUCCGGUCUUGUUCCCCCGAGUCAUCGGGCGAGGUGCUCACCAAGAAGGAAGUUCUGAACCGCGAUACUAUCCUGUUACUCGUCACCUACUUCAUCUUCCAGCUUGCCAACAUAUCUUACAAUUCAUUAUACCCAAUUUUCGCAGAAGAGGAAGAGCCUACAGGUCGGGGUCUCAACAUUGAGGGCGUCGGACUCUCAUUAGCAUUCGCGGGCGUUAUCACCAUACUGUUUCAGAUCGGUGUCUAUGGCAAGCUCAGAGAGAGGAUCGGCAACAAAGUCACUUACCGCAUCAGUUUGGCGGCCUUUGUCGUUGCGUUCAUACUCAUGCCGUGGGUUGGAUACAGAGAGAGUAAUCCUUUCCAAGGGCUCGGAACCGGAGCCGGUUGGCUGUGGGCGGAGCUCGGGGCGAUACUCGUCAUCAAGACGGUAGCAAGCGUCGGUGGUCUGACAUCUGCGCUACUCUUGAUUACAAACUCUGCACCCAACCACAAUGUGCUCGGUACGCUGAACGGCCUCGCGCAAACGCUUUCGGCAGCUGGACGCGCAGCUGGCCCGUUCGUCUCAGGCUCCCUCUUCACCGCCGCGACCAAGAUUCAACCGAAAGGCGAGGCGCUGGCGUUUGGCAUCUUCGCCGGUGUCUCGUUCAUCGGCUUUCUUCUCAGCUUUGGCAUUCGCGGGAGUGGACUCGAAGCCGAUGGGUGGAGUUCCGAGGACGAAGACGAGGAAGACGAGGAAGACGUUGGUGACGAAGGAGGGCAUGCCAACGAGCGGACUGGAUUGAUCCGCAAGUGA
This is a messenger RNA of Didymosphaeria variabile, 801 nucleotides long. RefSeq lists its product as uncharacterized. Gene Ontology annotation, molecular function: transmembrane transporter activity. The coding region runs from base 1 to 801 and encodes 266 amino acids. Gene Ontology annotation, biological process: transmembrane transport. NCBI's taxonomy places the organism in Eukaryota, Fungi, Ascomycota, Dothideomycetes, Pleosporales, Didymosphaeriaceae. The transcript has 2 exons. The record is from RefSeq and is a predicted model, not a curated record.